UGUUUACGCUUUUCAUUGUGGGAGGAAGAGAUUGAUUUGCGUUUGUCUUUGAAGGAAGAGACACUAAAAGCGAAAAGAGAGAAAAGGAGAAAAUCAGCCGCCGCCAUUGCCAUUGCCAUUGCCAUUGCCUUCGCCGACUCCGACGCCCAUUUUCCAUCAGCAUCGGCAGCUGUGAUUUACUGUCUAUAUAUAAUAUAACCAUAAUCUAUGCCAGUCCCAGCCUUUGGGUAUUCUUUUAUUUCCUUAUGAACGCCUUGGACAAGCCGUGUUGCUCCUCUUCCUCCUCCUCUUCCAAUCUCAGCCGCUUCAUUGCCGGCCUCUUAAUCUCCCUUCUCUUCCAUUCAUUCCAGCUGAUUUCUAAUUUCCUCACUCCUAUACACCCGUAAUUCUUCGUUUCUAAUCCAUGGAUCUGCUCCGCUUCCAAGGCAUUGAGAGGCAGGAGGAGGCAGCAGUUCCCUGUGUCAUUGUGAUAGGAGGUGGUGUUUCCGGCCUUGCUGCCGCUCGGACUCUGACUGAUGCUUCUUUCAAGGUAAUCCUGUUGGAAUCACGAGAAAGACUUGGUGGUCGCAUCCAUACUGAUUUCUCUUUUGGUUGCCCCGUGGAUAUGGGAGCUUCAUGGCUACACGGGGUAUGCAAUGAGAAUCCCUUAGCUCCAUUAAUAUCCUCUCUGGGCCUUAAAUUGUACCGUACUAGUGGUGACAAUUCUGUGUUGUAUGACCAUGAUUUGGAAAGUUAUACACUUUUUGAUAUGGAUGGCCGUAAAGUUCCACAAGAGAUUGUUGUUGAAGUUGGAGAUGUAUUCAAGAGAAUACUCAAAGAGACUGAGAAAGUACGGGACGAACACAAGAAGGACAUGUCAGUCCUUAAAGCAAUAUCAAUUGUGCUAGAUAGGAAUCCUGAGUUAAGACAAGAGGGACUUGCCUAUGAAGUGAUGCAGUGGUACAUAUGUAGAAUGGAAGCUUGGUUUGCUGCAGAUACAGAUAUGAUAUCCUUGAAAUGCUGGGAUCAGGAACAAGUCCUUUUGGGUGGUCAUGGACUUAUGGUGCAGGGUUAUGACCCCAUAAUAAAAGAACUUGCUAAAGAUAUUGAUGUUCGCUUGAAUCAUAGGGUUUCUAAAAUAUCCAGAGGAUGUGAUAAGGUGGUGGUCAAAGUUGAGAACGGAUUGAGCUUCAUUGCUGAUGCUGCUAUAGUAACUGUACCCCUCGGGGUUCUUAAAGCCAAUUUGAUUCAGUUUGAACCAAAGUUGCCAGAGUGGAAGGUUGCUGCAAUUUCAGAUAUUGGUGUUGGUAACGAAAACAAGAUUGCCUUACUAUUCGACCGAGUCUUUUGGCCAAAUGUUGAGCUGUUAGGCAUUGUUGCACGCACUUCUUAUUCUUGUGGUUAUUUUCUCAAUCUUCACAAGGCAACAGGCCAUCCUAUUCUUGUCUAUAUGGCUGCUGGAAGAUUUGCUGACGAUCUCGAGAAGUUUUCUGAUGAAUAUGCUGUGAAAUUUGUGAUGUCACAGUUGAAGAAAAUGUUUCCUGAUGCAACUGAGCCGGUACAAUAUCUGGUGUCACAUUGGGGAACAGAUCCAAACUCCCUUGGCUGUUAUUCAUAUGAUCCAGUCGGGAUGGCAGGAGAUGUGUAUGAUAAGCUUAGAGAACCUUUGGAUAAUCUUUUCUUUGGAGGGGAAGCAGUUACCGAGGAGCACCAAGGGUCGGUGCACGGAGCUUACUCUUCUGGAGUCCUGGCUGCCAGAAACUGUGAGAACCAUCUCUUAGAGAGAUUAGGUGACUUUAGAAAGCUCCAGCUGAUCUCCUUUAGUGGUGAUGCAUUAUUAGAACCCAUAUUUCCUCUCCAGAUAUCUAGGAUGUGAACUUUAUUUUACCCAUUACAAAGACUUGAGUGAGUUGUCUUGAUUUUCUAAUUAGAUUUAAAAAAUAAAAUCCAACAUGUUAAAAUAUUAUCAUAUACUGUAUCACUAAAUGUGACUACUGCUUUCAAUUUCCAUCCCCAAAAGGUGGAAGAAACUAAAUUUCAGAUGUUUGAUAGAUAUGCAAGACAUGCUAUUCAUAUU
Molecule: messenger RNA, 2056 nt
Organism: Gossypium raimondii (Peruvian cotton)
Lineage: Eukaryota; Viridiplantae; Streptophyta; Magnoliopsida; Malvales; Malvaceae
Product: probable polyamine oxidase 4
Exons: 10
Coding region: 404-1855 (483 amino acids)
Biological process (GO): polyamine catabolic process
Cellular component (GO): peroxisome
Molecular function (GO): polyamine oxidase activity
Source: RefSeq, a predicted model, not a curated record